AUGUCCAUCUUCUGCUACCCCAUCACCGCCCUCCGGUCGCUCCUCCAGAAGUCACGCUCGUACAAGGUCAAAUUGGAUGUGAAAACCCCUCAGCGCUCGAGCUACCGGAAGCUGGCCGCGGAUCUGGCCAUUGAUGUCAACCCUGACCAAGAUAGCGCCGAAUUCUUCGCGAUUCAUGAUGCAAAAGAGGAGGUUUUUAUCAAGGAAACCCGAAAGAAGCUCGAGCUAAUCCGAGCGGAAAUCGAUAUGAUCGAGAAGCCAGAGGAGGAGGAGCAGGAUCCUGAUUCAAAAUACGAGUACUACUACGAUGAGACGAUUUCGAUUGUGUAUGGAGAUGACAGCUACACAGAAUCUCAAGAGGGCGAGCCGCUAAACUACGCCUUCUACGAAAAUUCCUACACCGACGCCUCAUCGAAAUUCCGUACAGAUAGCCCGCUAGCAAAGUACCCGACCACGCAACUCCAGCUCGAA
Messenger RNA from Mesorhabditis spiculigera, 471 nucleotides. NCBI's taxonomy places the organism in Eukaryota, Metazoa, Nematoda, Chromadorea, Rhabditida, Rhabditidae. The record is from the annotation of a GenBank genome assembly.